Molecule: messenger RNA, 531 nt
Organism: Mycotypha africana
Lineage: Eukaryota; Fungi; Mucoromycota; Mucoromycetes; Mucorales; Mycotyphaceae
Exons: 2
Coding region: 1-531 (176 amino acids)
Source: RefSeq, a predicted model, not a curated record
AUGGAUCGUACAAACGGAAACAAUGUACCUGCCUUUACCACUGAUCCUUGGGUCAGAUCCGCAUGGAUUGCUUUCUUCACUCUCUUCGCCAUUUGGGGUUUAUCUUACUUCAUUCGUCAUGCCUUUGGUAAACCUGAUGCCUAUAACCGAGGUAAUCCUAACACCACUGGUGCCGCUGCUGUAGAUGAUCCGGAAGCUGCUGCUGCUGGUACUGAUAAGAAGGGCAGAUGGGGUCUUCAUCAUGAUACCUUGUCUGAUCGUUUUGCUCGAUCCCACCAUGUUCUGCGCGAUAACACUCUUAUGCUUUUGUCUGUCCUUACUUUGAACACUUUUGGUGCUGGCUCUACUCGUGCCGUAAUGAUUUUGGCUUGGAUCUUCUUUGCUUUCACUGUCAUUCACGCUCUUACUGAACUUGCCAUCAACCACCAUUUCAUUCGUCUUUUCUUCAACCUCCUUUUCUACGCAUUGACCCUUGCUAUUGGUGGUCUAGCUUUCAAAUACGGCUGGUACACGCAUGGUUCCAUCUUUUAA